AUGGCGACCAACACUUCAGCAGCUAUUUUCGAAGCCGGCUGCUGUCCAUCGCUGAGCACUGCAACGAUUGAGUUCAUCCCGAAGGCAGUAAAAGGCAGAGAGAGGAAGUUUGUUAUUCAAGCCCGUGAUUCUCAAGACAAACCCUAUCCUAAAGGCAGCGAGCCUGUGUACGCAACUAUUCGCCUGAUGGGGUCCGAAGAAUCCCCCACUAGUUUAGCUGUCACGGACAAUAAAAAUGGCACGUACAGCGCUUCAUUUAUGCCGACGAGUAUCGGAGAGCAUGUGUUGUCUGUUACUAUUAGCAACGAGCACAUCAAAAGAAGUCCGUUCAUCGUAUACGUGAGGGAGCCAAGGGAUUAUACCACACUAAAUGCAAGUAUCCAGACGUUUAAUGCAACUAAUGUUCGUGGUAUUUCUUUGGAUGAGCACUCAAAUUUAUAUGCUACACUUCAAAAUCACAGUAUCGUGGCUUUCGAUAAAUCUGGGGCGCAGUUUUCCCAACUCGGCACACCAGGUAGCAGCAGUAGUGAUGAUGGGAAAUUCUCUGCCCCAAGAGGCAUUCUCCUGAAAAAAGAUGUUAUUUAUGUUGCAGAUCGAGAUAAUCAUCGAAUUCAGAAGCUGAAAAUAUCCGGGGAGUUUAUAGCCAAAUUUGGUACCAAAGGAUCAGAAAAAGGCCAGCUGAGUGGUCCAAGUUAUCUAUACAUGAACCCUUAG
Molecule: messenger RNA, 714 nt
Organism: Halichondria panicea
Lineage: Eukaryota; Metazoa; Porifera; Demospongiae; Suberitida; Halichondriidae
Product: E3 ubiquitin-protein ligase TRIM71-like
Exons: 1
Coding region: 1-714 (237 amino acids)
Biological process (GO): actin cytoskeleton organization
Molecular function (GO): actin filament binding
Source: RefSeq, a predicted model, not a curated record